CGCGUCAGACGCGGCCGCGUCACCUGCGCUUUUCGUCGUUCUCCUUCUUCACCAUGGAUGAAAUCGGUAUUGAGCUUCAGAAACAUGAACCCACUUUCGAGUCGGUCGUGACCGAGAAAACGGCACUCUACCAGGAACUGCAAGAAGAGGAUCUCUACACAAAGUACAAGAAACUCUCUCGACAUUUAGAACUUCUGGAGAUACAGGAGAGCUACAUCAAGGAUGAGCAGGCCAACUUGAAGCGGGAGCUCAUCCGUGCCCAGGAAGAGGUCAAACGCAUACAAUCCGUCCCCCUCGUCAUCGGCCAGUUCCUUGAACCCAUCGACCAGCACACUGGAAUCGUAGGUUCAACAACAGGCUCAAAUUACGUUGUUCGUAUUCUAUCGACUCUUGACAGGGAACUGUUAAAACCAUCAUCAUCUGUCGCUCUCCACCGUCAUUCCAACGCUCUUGUCGACAUCCUUCCUCCAGAAGCCGACUCUUCGAUAUCAAUGUUGAGCAAGGAGGAGAAACCGGAUGUUGCGUAUCAAGAUGUCGGUGGAAUGGACUCUCAGAAGCAGGAGAUCAGAGAGGCGGUGGAGUUGCCAUUGACACACUUCGACCUUUACAAGAAGAUAGGUAUCGACCCACCUCGAGGGGUUCUUCUCUAUGGUCCGCCAGGUACCGGGAAGACGAUGCUGGUAAAAGCCGUUGCGCACCAUACCACGGCCUCUUUCAUCCGGGUGGUAGGGAGCGAGUUUGUGCAAAAAUAUUUGGGUGAAGGUCCUCGAAUGGUUCGCGAUGUCUUCCGUCUAGCUCGCGAGAACUCCCCAGCCAUUAUCUUCAUCGACGAAAUUGACGCCAUCGCUACAAAGCGGUUUGACGCGCAGACCGGUGCAGAUCGUGAAGUGCAGCGUAUCCUAUUGGAGCUUCUAAACCAAAUGGACGGUUUCGACCAGGGGAGCAACGUUAAGGUUAUUAUGGCCACUAACCGUGCAGAUACGUUGGAUCCUGCCUUAUUACGGCCAGGUCGUCUGGACCGUAAGAUAGAGUUCCCGCUACCGUCGAGGCGGGAAAAGCGUCUUAUUUUCCAGACUGUGACGAGCAAGAUGAACCUGGGUCCAGAUGUCGACUUGGAAGACUGUCCGUUGAUUCCAUUCUUUCAUCAGGAUCGCUGCUCAUGCGCUUUGGUAGACGUUUCUCGCCCAGACCGAAUUUCCUCUGCCGAGAUAUCAUCAAUCGUUCAAGCUGCAGGUUUACAAGCUGUAAGGAAGAAUCGCUAUGUCAUUCUGCCCAUCGAUUUCGAAGAAGCAUGGAAGCAAACUGUCAAGAGAUCCGACGAAACGCACGAAUUCUACCGGUGAUGCUUCCAUCGACCAUUGUUUGUGCAAACACAAUAUGUUUUUCAUGAUCAAAGAUGUAGAUAUCUUCAACAUCCGAUGCAAUUCUGAGUUUAUUCACGUCUCAUUGGACUUGGCUCUUGUCUUCACAUUCACUUCCCAGUUGCUGCGCGAUAUAUGGUCGACCCCCUUUUAACAGACAUACAACAUGACACCUUUGAGGAAGCAAGUUAUUGUCAAUAAUGGCUUGAGAUCUCGGCCAUGUGUCCGCAUGUCCUAUAUGACUGAGAUG
This is a messenger RNA of Guyanagaster necrorhizus, 1611 nucleotides long. Its product is annotated as 26S proteasome subunit P45. Bases 54 to 1343 code for a protein of 429 amino acids. The record is from RefSeq and is a predicted model, not a curated record. Gene Ontology annotation, molecular function: ATP hydrolysis activity; ATP binding. The transcript is spliced from 7 exons. Lineage: Eukaryota; Fungi; Basidiomycota; Agaricomycetes; Agaricales; Physalacriaceae.